This is a messenger RNA of Saccostrea cuccullata (small rock oyster), 959 nucleotides long. RefSeq names its product glutathione S-transferase 1-like. The transcript is spliced from 5 exons. The record is from RefSeq and is a predicted model, not a curated record. Gene Ontology annotation, biological process: glutathione metabolic process. The coding region runs from base 107 to 724 and encodes 205 amino acids. Gene Ontology annotation, molecular function: glutathione transferase activity. Lineage: Eukaryota; Metazoa; Mollusca; Bivalvia; Ostreida; Ostreidae.
GUGAUUUUCCAUGGUCAAAAUUAAGAACAAGUCCAGAUCGGGUAUAUAAAGCUCGGCAUCGACUAAACCUGACCUCAUUCGUGUCAAAGAACGGAACAUCAGUACAAUGCCUAAAUACGUGUUCACCUACUUUGACGGACGGGGUAGGGGGGAACCCGGGAGGAUGCUUUUUGCCGUGGCCGGAAUACCUUUCGAGGACCGUCGAAUCAAGCAAGAGGAUUGGCCAGCUCUCAAACCAAAAACUCCCGGUGGAUCACUACCAGUUCUGGAGAUAGAUGGCCAGCCUAUCACUCAAAGCCUGGUCAUUUUUCGACAUAUAGCAAGGACUCUUGGUUUAGAUGGACAAAAUUUGUUGGACAAAGCAAGAGUAGAAGAGAUUGUAGAAUAUCUUGUUGAAGUUAAAGCAGCUGGAUUUAAAGUAUUUUUUGGUCCCAAGGAUGAGGAAUCGCAGAAAAAGCUGAAGGAGGAUUACAUGGCAGCUCUAGAGAAAUCAUGUACUCAGAUAGAGAGGAUCAUGUCCUACAAUAAAUCCUCGGACGGUUGGGCUGUCGGCAAUAAGAUUUCAUUUGCGGAUAUCAUGUUGUAUGAAGCAUUUGAAUCCACUGUUGAAAACCAUCCAGCUGCAUUAGACAAGUUCCCUAAAGUGAAAGCCUGUAGACAGAAAGUCAAGACCAACAAGAAGAUGCAAGAAUACCUCAGCAAAAGAAAGCAAACGCCAUUCUAAUUUCUCUAGUCAUUACAUUGUAUAUUUAUUAGUGAGAAUGUUACUUUUAUAACUGAAUAUGUAACUGAUAGAAAGGAUAUUACUUUUUUGUAUCAUUUGCAAGGAAUUCGUGUGCAUGAGCAUCAAAUGACUUUGUAAAGACUGAAUUGUUUUAUUUCAACCUCAUUUUUCUUAAUAUUAUAUGUGUAUUUAACUUAUAGUUAGCUUUUUUUGUAUUUAUAAUCUUAUAUUUAUA